This is a messenger RNA of Zonotrichia leucophrys gambelii, 1631 nucleotides long. RefSeq names its product lysine acetyltransferase 5 (gene KAT5). NCBI's taxonomy places the organism in Eukaryota, Metazoa, Chordata, Aves, Passeriformes, Passerellidae. Gene Ontology annotation, cellular component: MSL complex; chromatin. The transcript is spliced from 9 exons. The record is from RefSeq and is a predicted model, not a curated record. Gene Ontology annotation, biological process: positive regulation of transcription by RNA polymerase II; negative regulation of DNA-templated transcription. The coding region runs from base 50 to 1135 and encodes 361 amino acids. Gene Ontology annotation, molecular function: histone H4K16 acetyltransferase activity; transcription coregulator activity.
AUCCCGGAAGCGCGUCGGGGGCCGGCCGGAAGCGGAGGCCGGGAGGAGAAUGGCGGAGGGGGAGGUGUCCGAGGGCUGCCGCCUGCCCGUGCUGCGCCGUAACCAGGACAACGAGGAUGAGUGGCCGCUGGCCGAGAUCCUGAGCGUGAAGGACAUCAGCGGGAGGAAACUGUUCUACGUGCACUACAUCGACUUCAACAAGCGCCUGGACGAGUGGGUGACCCACGACCGGCUGGACCUGAAGCGGGUGCAGGUGCCACGCAAGGAGGCCAAAACCCCCACCAAGAACGGCCUGCCCGGGUCACGGCCGGGGUCCCCCGACAGGGACACGAGGAAGAGCCUGGAGCUGGCGCUGCCGGUGGCCAGCGGGAAGAGUUUGCCAGGGCCACCACCGGGGCCACCACCGGGGCCACCACCGGGGCCACCCCUGGGGCCACCAGGGCCACCGGCAGGGCCACCAGCAGGGCCACCAGCAGGGCCACCAGCAGGGCCACCACCCAUCACGCUCCGCCUGCACCUGCCCAAGGAGAGCGAGGCCGAGCCCCCCCUGCGCCCCACGGUAACGCCCGGGGGCCCCAAUGGCCCCAAUGUCCCCACGUGGCCCCAAUGGCCCCAGUGUCCCUUGAUGUCCCCAGGGCCCCAAAUGUCCCCAAAUAUCCCCAGGGAGAAGGAGUCGACCGAGGAUUACAACGUGGCGUGCAUCCUGACCCUGCCCCCGUACCAGCGCCGCGGCUACGGCAAGCUGCUCAUCGAGUUCAGUUACGAGCUGUCCAAGGUGGAGGGCAAGACGGGCACGCCCGAGAAGCCGCUCUCGGACCUGGGGCUGCUCUCGUACCGCAGUUAUUGGUCCCAGACCAUCCUCGAGAUCCUCAUGGGGCUCAAGGCCGAGGCGGGCGAGCGGCCCCAGAUCACCAUCAAUGAGAUCAGCGAGAUCACGAGCAUCAAGAAGGAGGACGUGAUCUCCACGCUGCAGUACCUGAACCUCAUCAACUACUACAAGGGCCAGUACAUCCUGACGCUGUCCGAGGACAUCGUCGAGGGCCACGAGCGCGCCAUGCUCAAGCGUUUGCUGCGCAUCGACGCCAAGUGCCUGCACUUCACCCCCAAGGACUGGAGCAAGCGCGGCAAAUGGUGAGGCCACGCCCACCCGGGACACGCCCCGGUCCGCCACGCCCACCUGGGACACGCCCUGUCAGGCCACACCCAACAGGGAACUGCCCAUGCAGGCCACACCCACCUGGGACACACCCCGUGAGGACACACCCAGGCUGUGCCCUGCCAGGCUUGGCCACGCCCCCUGGGCCACACCCUUCCAGGCCACGCCCCCUUUGUUACCUGCUGCCGCUCAUUAAACAGCACCUGGCCCCGCCCACAGCUGGCGCUGCAAAUCCUUUAUUGACCAUAAAAGGGGGCUGGGCUUAAUCAGGACACGCCCACUGCAGGAGUGGUGGUGUGGGUGUGGCUUUGGAACGCUCCUCCCAUUUGUGGGCAUGGCAUCGCUUGUGGGUGUGGCUUUUGGAGGCUCCACCCAUUGCAGGAGUGGCAUCAUUUGUGGGCGGAGCCUCCUAUGAACAUAUUUGUUAUUUUAAAUAAAGUAGGUGGGGCCUCCACAGGCUCCACCCACACUGGGA